AUGCACAAGCGAAAGGUGGUGCAGUACCUGUCCAAGUAUAUUCGCGGCCUGAAUGCUGAACAAGUGUCAUCCAGACUGCUUUCAGGCGAAGUCGAGUUGAGAGAUGCAGAGCUCGAAGUGGCACCGCUGCAGAGCCUGCUGGCCUCCGCUGGCUUGCCCUAUACCCUCGAGGUGCUUGCCGUGUCUUGUGACCUGGUCUCUGUGACGGUGCCGUGGAGCGCCCUCCGCUCUCGACCCUUGCAGGUGAAAAUCGGGCACGUGCGUGCCCAGGUGAAGGUGCAUGACGCCACUGAUGCAGCCUGGGUAGAGAUGAUUGCAGCUGCGGCUGCGCGGGCGAACACAAAGCGGAGCUCUCCAGUUUCCAGCAAGGAGCAGCGCAGCUUACGGGUAUCUGAUGUCAGAGUUGCCAUGAUUGAUGGCUUGCACGUUUCUGUCGCAUCUCUGCAGCUGGUUUGCAGCCUCGCUUCCUCGAAUCCGUUGUUUGCGUUUGAGCUGCAGCUGAAAGAGAUCUCGCUGAACCCUUUGGCACCUGACAGCCAGGACCCCGACAAGAAAGCCAAGUUUCGACAGAAGAGCAGAAGCUGGACAUCCCUGCACAGGAGGCUGGAGCUGCAACAUCUUGGAUUUUCUGCCGCCAGUCUGACCGGCUCGGCAAGCUCAGCACUGCUCUCGGUGUCCGGCUUCUGUGUGGACCUGGUCGAGGGCAGGGACGUUGGGCGGCGAGAUGGGCAGACUGGCUCCGCAAGAAUGGCGCUGCUGCCACGCGAUGUUCGAGCCAAUGUAAGCUUGCGGGACUGUCACGUUCAAUGCGGUCAAGCGGAACUUGCCGACUUGGCAUCUCUGGUAUGCCACAUCGCUCAGCCACCCGUGCCACCGCUGGGUCUGCUUCGUGCCACAACACGGCAGCAUGUAGACGCGAUAUUGGCAGAGGAAGUGAAGUCACAGCGGCUUCAGCGCGAAAAGCGUGCAGGCAGAGAGCCGAAAGCCUCUGCCGGCGGAGGAAUGGCCCAUGCUGCGCAGCGCGCGCAGCGGGCUGCUCAUGGCGCGGUUGCUGAUGCUACAGCUGCUGCGGAUGCUGCAGCAGAGACUGCUCGGAGAACAGCUGCAGUGGCUGUUCACGGUGCUGAGCGUGCGGCAGCUGUUGCUCAAAGGGCUACGCACAGUGCUACCCAAGCACUCGGUGGCGCCCGUCGCAGUGGCCAGGCGGCAGCUGAAAAGGCCUUGGGGCAAGCUGCAUCGACCUCAAAGAAAGCCUUGGGCAGCUUGGGCACACUUGUGCGUGGCAACUUCAAGGGAAAGCUCGGAUUUGCUGCAAGUGGUCCGAAGUCAGUGAAGGGCAUAACCUCAGGGCCGGAGCAGGCCAGCUCCGCAUGCUCACUAACUUUGGAGGAGCAGGAAGAGCUGGAGUUACAGCAGGCCCUUGCUCUCUCAUUGCAAACGGAAGCGUGCACCUCGUCGGCCGCGUGGGAGGAGGGAAUCGCCACCUCGACAAUUCAACUAGAACCCUCAGGGAUUGAAGUGGAAACUACAUCUGAUCACCUGUCAGCUGGAGCGUCCGAAACAGACGAGGAUGACGAGCAAGAGCGUGUAGUAGCUGUUGAUUCCGCAUGCCCAGAGGAUGUCGAGGACGCUGACGAUCUUGAGGAUGUCGAUGAAGAUGCGGAUGGCGCCCAAGACCACGAGGAUGAGGAUGGUGAGGAUGGCGGAGGAGUUGGGGGAGGUGCUGGGAGCGCUGCCUUGGGCCACCUGGCCUUGACCCGCAAAUGGAGACCGCCGAAUCUUCGUGUUCUGUCAACGCACGUAUCUCUGAGGAAAAUCUCCGUCAGGCUACCGAUGGGCAGCAAGGCAUGCGCAGAGACGCAGGCUCUCCUGGAGAUUCUGGAUUUAAAUAUCACUCUUGAAGGCUUCCUGCGCUUGUCUUUGGCGGAGAGGCGCUGCCUGGAGCGUCUUCGGGGCGCCUCCACAAUGCAGUCUGUAGCAAUUGCAGACAAUGCAGCCAUGACAGGAUUCAGUGGAAGCUGUUUGUUGACAUUGUGCUCUCUUCAGCUCGUCGUCAUCGAUUCUGCAAGGCACCCACUAAUCCAAGCACGCCGAAUACACCUGCGGCUAUGUUGCACGAAGCGAGCCCCCAGCAGUUGCCCAGAACUGCAUUCAGACGUAUGCGUUCAAGGCGUGGAGAUCUAUCCUCAACCUUUGGUGUUUGUGGCUUUGGCUGAGCUAAAGACUCUCGUGGCCACUGUGAUUCAGGCCCGUGAUGCCGUCGAGCAUCUGCCGGAUGCAACUAGCAGCCCGACUGUCACUGAGAGCAUGAAUCUACAGCCGCGGUUUCACGUCGAACUUGUCAUUCGGGAUGUGCGGAUUCGGCUCACGCCGGCCCCCUCUUUGAGCCUUUCUUUGUUGCUCCCAAGCCUCCGGGCAGUGGCUGGAGACGCCACAGAACAAGGGCUGCUCCCGCUUCCACUCCCUCACAGUUCCGGCGUCGGCGUAGGUGCUGCUGGCACUGCGAUUCUGCAUUCCGAUCCCGAUUGGCAUGUCUACGGAUGCCUUGGCACGAGCAGUAACGAAGCGGAGUCGAAGAGCCUUGCAAACUGGGAGACACUGGUGACUGAGCGACAGUGGUCGGAGGGUUUACAGGAGGCGACUGUUGCGUCGAAGCGUUUGCUCCUCCGUCGCAAUGAAUUCCUCAGACUUUCUGCAUCAAAACUGAAGGCCUUUGAACAGACACAGCUCCAGGAUAAGAUAGCAGAGGAGCAGCAUGCGAUAAGCCUCACGACUAUUGCCAAGGCGAAAGACGAUCGAUUUCAUGAUUUGUCGGCAGGACAUUGGGAGGGCUUCGAAGAUGAGCUGCAGGCACAGUUGGAGGGGCUUCGAAAUGAACUGCGAGCCUUAGAUGAGCUCCGUCGCAAGGACGAGGGAGAGCUGCGAGACUGUGAGCGGGAAGCAUCCACUGGCUUGCUAACUGCUCUGCAAAAUCUGCGGGAGCACGAACUCCAGCAGCAGCUGGAAGAAGAGAAACGUGCCAGUGUGGCUUUGCAGCAGCUGGUCCUUGCCUUCUCCUACGAGUAUGAAGCUUGUGAAGGCAAGCCACUGUCUAGAACGGGCUACAGUGGCUUGAGGAAGGCGGCCGAGGACCAGAACAGGUGGCAAAAGCAGAGGCUGGAGCCGCUUUGCUCCACUGCGUCCUGGCCGUCCCUGGCCUCGCAGCAUGGCUGGCAUCACUCAAACUGGCACAUUGUGAAGCUCUUGCCAGUGCAAGGCCACAGCAACCUGGAGGAGGUCUUCCCGGUUUGGAAGGAGCUGGCGGAGGUUCUUCCCCUGCGGCCCUUGGAGCGCCACCGCCUCGCCAAGGCGGCGACUGGCGCCUCGGUCGCGGCAACUUCGCCUUCGUGUCAACACUUCACCACUUUUGGGCCUGAGGAGGACAGCAGGCGCUAUCGACUUUUGGAAGCAAUCGGCACCGGUGCCACAUCAAGGGUCCACUUGUGUGUGGACAACGGUGGCAACGUGAGAGCCGUGAAGCGGAUUGGCUUAUCCCGAUUGCGGCGACAAGGGAAUUUCAGAUUAAUUGAGGAGAGGCUGCACCAAGAGAUUGCCAUCCACCUGUCCCUCCAGCACGCGAGAAUUGUAGGCAUCGUAGAUGUGGUUGAGACGGAGCAGGAGUUGUGCCUGGUCCUGGAACACCUUGGCGGCGGGAGCUUGGACCAAGUGGUUGCUCGUGGACCUCUCCAGGAGUUGCAGGCUUCAGAGGUGUUUCGGCAGAUUGCAGAAGGCUUGCAGCACAUGCAUACCAGGGGAUUUGCACAUGGCGAUUUGAAGCCUGCCAACAUCCUCCUGUCUGACUCCGAGCAACUACAGGUCAAGCUUGCAGAUUUUGGCCAUUCAAAAGUGGUAGAUGAUGUCCUGACCUCCGACAUUGCUGGCACUCCUCUAUACAUGGCGCCGGAGUGCUUUGCAAGAGAGGCGGCUGAAGCCUUGGAUGCCCGAGCGGCUGAUCUCUGGGCCCUCGGUGUGAUUCUAUUCGAGCUGCUCACAGGGCACUGCCCCUUCUCGGGUACAGGCGCGGAGCUGCAGCAGGCUAUUCGAUCAUGCAACAUCUCCUUCUGGGUCAAUGACGACAUCCCAGUCCCUAGUGGCAGUGCGCAGUCUUUGGUCCUUGCGCUUCUCAAGCGACAGCCUUCGAGGAGGGCCACGCUGGAAUGGUGUUUGAUCCACUCUUUUGUUGCUGGCCCUGGGACCGUCGGACGCCUCCUUUUGAGAGAUGGCCUCCGUGCGACCGAAGCACCUGAGAUCCCAGAAUCCGAAGAUGCUAUGCUGCAAGAGCGCUACCUGCUGCCCAUGCUGACCGAGAUGCACAUACGAGAGCUGCGCAGCGACCUUCGCAAGUGGAUGUUGAAAUUUCGAUGUGCUGCUAUGACAAUUGGCAACGAGGUCGUGGCUAACUUCGGCCUCGCAAGCUUGGUAGCCUGUGCUCGGGAGCGCAUCGAGAAUGCCAGAGCCGAGUUGCUUUGUGUCAUGGCCUUCCAUACGGGCGCAAAGCGUCCGGCAUCCAGCAACGUGCAAGAGGCGCUGCUCGGAGGCACCCGGCGGCACCUUCCCGAAGCGUCGCCUCCAUGCGAUGCUGGCGAAAGCUUGAAGGACAGCGCAGAGAGCCACAAGGCCAAUGAGGACGAAGCGGCAGCACGGCAGCGACGCCUCGCAGCUCGACGGAAGGCAACUCGCACCUGGAAUUUCAGCGGCCGGUCAGGCAUCAAGACCGUGCUGGAUGUUGACUUCCGCAUGCAAGAGGUGGAACUUCAACGAGCAAGGAGACACGCCUUCACUCAAAGACAGGGAGCUGUAAUUGGAUUUCGCAUCCUCGAUGACGAUACGGACAAGCAGAAGGAAUAA
Molecule: messenger RNA, 4887 nt
Organism: Symbiodinium sp. CCMP2592
Lineage: Eukaryota; Dinophyceae; Suessiales; Symbiodiniaceae
Source: the annotation of a GenBank genome assembly